AUGGAAGCUAUAGACCCUGAGGCCGAAAGCGACGAGGAGACCGAGGAGGCCCUUAUGGGCGAGCUAAGAGAAGAGAUAACUAAAAAUUCUCUAGAGAUGGUGUCGGCUCUCGAGGUAGUGAUCAUUCUUCACGGACAAUACGACUACCGGCGACUAGAGGAAUACUUAGUCCGGGUGCUAAAUUAA
Cladophialophora bantiana CBS 173.52 is the source of this 186-nucleotide messenger RNA. RefSeq lists its product as uncharacterized. The record is from RefSeq and is a predicted model, not a curated record. The coding region runs from base 1 to 186 and encodes 61 amino acids. NCBI's taxonomy places the organism in Eukaryota, Fungi, Ascomycota, Eurotiomycetes, Chaetothyriales, Herpotrichiellaceae. The transcript has a single exon.